UAAUGAAGGAACUUCGUCUCAGUAAGGCGGCGGCCACGACAGGGGAGGGACGGGGAAAAGUCUUCGCAAAUUUCUUCCUCAUGGUCGGGCCUUCUCUUCGUUGGGUUUGAGUCUUUUGACACUGCCGUCACCUCCCCUGGGAGAGAGAGAGAGAGAGAGAGACAGAGGCGGAGGCGUGCGUCUGCGAGGACGAAGCGUCUGCUGGAAAGAGGAGGCGAUAGAUUGAGGUGAGGGAGAAGAUGAGCGGGCACGACUCCAAAUACUUCUCCACCACCAAGAAGGGAGAAAUCCCAGAGCUUAAGGACGAACUCAAUUCUCAAUACAAGGAUAAGAGAAAGGAUGCUGUGAAGAAGGUCAUUGCUGCUAUGACUGUUGGUAAAGAUGUUUCAUCAUUGUUUACAGAUGUUGUGAACUGCAUGCAGACAGAAAAUCUGGAGCUUAAGAAGCUAGUUUAUUUGUAUCUAAUAAACUAUGCCAAAAGCCAACCUGAUCUGGCUAUACUUGCAGUUAAUACAUUUGUGAAGGAUUCACAAGAUCCAAAUCCUCUUAUUCGGGCUUUGGCAGUGCGUACUAUGGGAUGCAUCCGUGUUGAUAAAAUCACAGAGUAUUUAUGUGAUCCUCUUCAGCGGUGUCUUAAGGAUGAUGAUCCUUAUGUCCGUAAGACGGCAGCAAUGUGUGUUGCAAAACUAUACGACCUAAAUGCUGAACUUGUGGAAGACCGAGGUUUUCUAGACAUGUUGAAGGACUUGAUUUCUGACAACAAUCCAAUGGUAGUUGCAAAUGCUGUUGCAGCUCUUGCUGAGAUCCAAGAAACUAGCAGCCAGUCAAUAUUUGAAGUUACUAGCCAUACGCUUUCAAAGCUCCUUGCUGCUUUAAAUGAAUGUACAGAAUGGGGUCAAGUUUUCAUUCUGGAUGCUCUCUCAAGGUAUAAGACAGCUGAUGCCCGUGAAGCUGAGAAUAUAGUUGAGCGUGUUACUCCACGUCUACAACAUGCAAAUUGUGCUGUGGUGCUAUCAGCAGUCAAGAUGAUUCUUCAGCAGAUGGAGCUAAUCACCAGUACAGACAUAAUCCGGAAUCUUUGCAAGAAAAUGGCUCCACCUUUAGUGACUCUACUUUCUGCCGAGCCAGAAAUACAGUAUGUUGCUUUGAGAAAUAUCAACCUCAUUGUUCAGCGAUGGCCUACUAUUCUUGCACAUGAAAUCAAGGUUUUCUUCUGCAAGUACAAUGACCCAAUAUAUGUGAAAAUGGAGAAAUUAGAAAUAAUGAUAAAGCUUGCUUCAGACCGGAACAUAGACCAGGUUUUGUUGGAAUUGAAGGAAUACGCAACAGAAGUUGAUGUAGAUUUUGUCAGAAAGGCUGUUCGUGCUAUUGGUAGAUGUGCCAUAAAGCUUGAAAGGGCAGCUGAGCGAUGCAUUAGUGUUUUGCUGGAACUGAUAAAGAUUAAAGUUAAUUAUGUCAUACAGGAGUCUAUAAUAGUGAUAAAAGAUAUUUUCAGACGGUACCCGAACACCUAUGAGUCAAUCAUUGCAACCUUGUGUGAAAGCUUAGACACUUUGGAUGAGCCUGAAGCCAAGGCAUCAAUGAUUUGGAUUAUUGGUGAAUAUGCAGAAAGAAUCGAUAAUGCUGAUGAACUCCUUGAGAGCUUCUUAGAGAGUUUCCCUGAGGAGCCAGCCCUUGUUCAGCUACAGCUAUUGACAGCAACUGUUAAGCUCUUUCUUAAGAAACCAACAGAAGGGCCGCAGCAGAUGAUUCAGGUAGUGCUGAAUAAUGCUACUCAAGAAACAGAUAAUCCAGACCUUCGUGAUCGUGCAUACAUAUACUGGCGUCUUCUUUCGACUGAUCCAGAGGCAGCUAAAGAUGUUGUGUUAGCUGAGAAGCCUGUGAUCAGUGAUGAUUCGAACCAACUCGAUCCUUCAGUUCUUGAUGAGCUUCUGGCAAAUAUUGCAACCCUUUCAUCGGUUUAUCAUAAACCCCCGGAUGUAUUUGUAACCCAUGUCAAAACAGCAGUCCAGAGACCAGAAGACGAUGAGUACCCUGAUGGAAUUGAUUCAGAAAAUCCUGUACCUGUUGUUGACAAUGCUUCUGCUAUGUCCAGCUCUGGUAAUGUUUCAUAUGCUUCACCAAAGCAUUCGGCACCAGCACCUUCUGCUACUUCUCCAGUGCCGGACUUGCUUGGUGAUCUGAUAGGUCUUGAUAAUGCACGUGUCCCUGCUGAACAGCAGCCUGCAGCUUCUGAGACUCCUUUGCCUGUUUUGCUUCCAUCAUCUUCUGGUCAAGGACUCCAAAUUAGCGCGCAGCUCACACGGCGUGGUGGCGAAAUAUUUUACAGUAUGUCAUUUGAAAAUAAUUCACCUAUUGUUCUGGAUGGGUUCAUGAUUCAGUUCAACAAAAAUACAUUUGGGCUGGCAGCUGCUGGACCACUUCAGGUUGGACAAGUGCAACCGGGUGCAUCUGCAAGUACCCUACUUCCAAUGGUGGUGUUUCAAAAUAUAUCACCUGGACCUCCAAGCUCACUCCUGCAGGUUGCUGUGAAAAACAAUCAGCAGCCAGUGUGGUACUUCAAUGAUAAGAUCUCAUUGCAAAUGUUUUUCUCAGAAGACGGAAAAAUGGAGCGUGCAAGUUUCCUUGAGACAUGGAAGUCUCUUCCUGAUACCCACGAGAUUGUAAAGGAUUUUACAAGUGCUGUGAUCAACAGUGUGGAUGCCAUACUUAACAAGUUGGGUGCUUCCAACAUGUUUUUCAUAGCCAAACGAAGGCACGCAAAUCAAGAAGUUAUCUACCUGUCUGCGAAGGUGCCUCGCAAUAUAAUCUUCCUAAUAGAACUGACCGCUGCAGUCGGCGUUCCUGGAGUCAAGUGUUCGAUCAAGACCCCGAAUCCAGAGAUGGCACCUCUCUUCUUUGAAGCUAUGGAGUCCCUUCUAAAAUGACGUCGUUAAGCAUUCCUUUAAAAAUAAAUUAUGUAAAAUGUAUUGUUAUUCUUAUUGUAUAUUUGUUCCUAGAUUUUGGCUGCAUUUUUUUAUGAGUAAAAGUUACCGGGUGCUCUUUCGCUCUCUGUGGGCAGGUGCAAUACCCUUGUUUC
Molecule: messenger RNA, 3079 nt
Organism: Nymphaea colorata (pocket water lily)
Lineage: Eukaryota; Viridiplantae; Streptophyta; Magnoliopsida; Nymphaeales; Nymphaeaceae
Product: beta-adaptin-like protein B
Exons: 15
Coding region: 240-2927 (895 amino acids)
Biological process (GO): intracellular protein transport; vesicle-mediated transport
Cellular component (GO): membrane coat; clathrin adaptor complex
Molecular function (GO): clathrin binding
Source: RefSeq, a predicted model, not a curated record